Aspergillus brunneoviolaceus CBS 621.78 is the source of this 312-nucleotide messenger RNA. It is a transcript of the gene nhp6, whose product is annotated as high-mobility group nucleosome-binding protein. NCBI's taxonomy places the organism in Eukaryota, Fungi, Ascomycota, Eurotiomycetes, Eurotiales, Aspergillaceae. The transcript is spliced from 4 exons. The coding region runs from base 1 to 312 and encodes 103 amino acids. The record is from RefSeq and is a predicted model, not a curated record.
AUGCCCAAGGAGAAGGCUACUCGCAAGACCAAGGGUCGUGGUGUUGAGCGUAAGAAGAAGGACCCCAACGCUCCCAAGCGUGGUCUCUCCGCCUACAUGUUCUUCGCCAACGACAACCGCGAGAAGGUUCGCGAGGAGAACCCUGGUAUCUCCUUCGGUCAGGUUGGUAAGAUGCUCGGAGAGCGGUGGAAGGCCCUGAGCGAUUCGGAGCGCCGCCCCUACGAGGAUAAGGCUGCUGCCGACAAGAAGCGUUACGAAGACGAGAAGGCCAGCUACAACGCUGCCGCCGAAGAGGAUGAGGAGUCCUCUUAA